Molecule: messenger RNA, 1831 nt
Organism: Physeter macrocephalus (sperm whale)
Lineage: Eukaryota; Metazoa; Chordata; Mammalia; Artiodactyla; Physeteridae
Gene: CDT1
Product: chromatin licensing and DNA replication factor 1
Exons: 10
Coding region: 47-1702 (551 amino acids)
Biological process (GO): regulation of DNA-templated DNA replication initiation; DNA replication checkpoint signaling; mitotic cell cycle
Cellular component (GO): nucleus
Molecular function (GO): DNA binding; DNA polymerase binding
Source: RefSeq, a predicted model, not a curated record
GUCGCGGUCCUGCAGCCCCGGCCUCGCCGGUCCUACCGCUCCCGCCAUGGCACAGUGCCGCCUCACCGACUUCUUCGCGCGCCGCCGUCCUGGGCUCCGGGCCAAGCCUACGCGCACCAAGCCGGCCUGGCGCACCCCGAGUCCCGCCAAGCCCGCGUCCCGCGCCCCGGCCCCCGGCCCCGGCAGCAGCCGCAAGCGCGCCCGCUCGCCCGCCGAGCCCACGCGCGACGAGCCUGCGCCGCCCGCGCGCAGGAGGCUGCGACUGCCGGCCAACGCGGUCUCUGGCCCUAGUUCCCCAGCUGCCGCUGGCUCCCCAGAGCAGUCUUCUCCCCAAAGCAAGAAGACAAAGAAGGGCGUCCUCUCAGCCAGUCAGCGACCUUGCCUGGCAGCCCAGGAGGACAAGGACAAGGUCCCUUCCAAAGUCACUCUCUCUGAGCUUAAGUCGUGCCUGCAGCGGGCACAGGAUCUGGGGGCACGGGUCCAGGAGCUGAAGGCAAGUGCACAGAAGAAUGCUGGGGAACCCAGCGCGCCGGAGGACGAGGGGCACCCAGCCGGGCUGUGUGGUGAGCAGAUGCCUGCCUACCAGCGCUUCCACGCCCUGGCCCAGCCGGGGCCCCCGGGCCUCGUGCUGCCCUACAAGUACCAGGUGCUGGCCGAGAUGUUCCGCAGCAUGGACACCAUCGUGAGCCUGCUCUACAACCGCUCUGAGACUGUGACCUUCACCAAGGUCAAGCAGGGCGUCCAGGACAUGAUGCGCAAGCGCUUUGAGGAGCGCAACGUGGGCCAGAUCAAAACCGUGUACCCUGGCUCCUACCACUUCCGCCAGGAGCGCUACAUCCCCACCUUCAAGGAUGGCAUCAGGAGGUCUGAUUACCAGCUCACCAUCGAGCCGCUGCUGGACCAGCAGGCUGGCAGUGCGGCCCCCCAGCUCACGGCAUCGCACCUGCUGCAGCGGCGCCAGGUCUUCAGGCAGAAGCUGCUAGCCCGAGUCCAGGAGCAUCACAGGGCCUUCCUGGCCUCCCUGAACCCCCCCAUGGAGGUGCCUGAGGACCAGCUGACACGCUGGCACCCCCGCUUCAACGUGGACGAAGUGCCUGACGUCGAGCCGGCCGAGCUGCCCCAGCCGCCCACUGUGGAGAAGCUGGCCUCCGCCCAGGAGGUGCUGGCCCGUGCCCGCAGCCUGAUGUCACCCAGGAUGGAGAAGGCUCUGAGUGACCUGGCCCAGCGCACGGCCCAGCCUAGCAGCCCCCCGUCCGCCAGCCCGGCACUGCCGGCCACCCCGCCGGCCACGCCGCCUGCCGCUCUGAAGGGGGUGUCCCAGGCCCUGCUGGAGCGGAUCCGGGCCAAGGAGGCGCAGAAGCAGCUCGCGCAGAUGACGCGGCGCCCGGAGCGCGAGCAGCGGCUGCAGCGGCUUGAGCGGCUGCCCGAGCUGGCCCGCGUGCUGCGCGGCGUCUUCGUGUCGGAGCGCAAGCCAGCGCUCACCAUGGCGGUGGCCUGCGCCAAGAUGGCGGGCAGCUACCGCGCGGCCAUGAGCCCCGGGGAGAUGGAGAAGCACGUGCAGCUCCUGUCUGAGCUGCUGCCCAACUGGCUCAGCCUCCACCGCAUCCGCACCGACACCUACGUCAAGCUGGACAAGGCCGCCGACCUGGCAGGUGUCGUGGCACAGCUGGCCCGCCUCUCCCGUGCCGAAGAGGCGCUGUGAGCCUGGCGGACAGGUGCCGACACUGCUGGGCUGCCGGGCCUGUGUCUCACUUCCACCAGGAACACAACGCACUUUGCUUUCCCCGUCCCGAGUCCCCGUGAGGGUCAGGCCUCUGGCUGCUGGGCUCGA